Molecule: messenger RNA, 3212 nt
Organism: Rhincodon typus (whale shark)
Lineage: Eukaryota; Metazoa; Chordata; Chondrichthyes; Orectolobiformes; Rhincodontidae
Product: TruB pseudouridine (psi) synthase family member 2
Exons: 8
Coding region: 226-1233 (335 amino acids)
Biological process (GO): pseudouridine synthesis; RNA processing
Molecular function (GO): pseudouridine synthase activity; RNA binding
Source: RefSeq, a predicted model, not a curated record
ACCUCCAGAGCUGCAGGCGCUGUGAGGGGGAAAGGCUGGCUGCUAAUGAGCAAGGACGGUGUGAGCAGACUGACCAAUGAGCACAGUGCGGGGCGGGAAGCGCGCAUGUGCAGUUGGAGCCGGAGGCGGAGGAUCAUGUGGUGGGGUUAGGGAUCAGAGGCUCUAGCCGGGACCACUGGGUGCUGGAGGCUGUGCUUGCCCUGGUCGGAGUUCGUAGGGGCCGGGAUGGCCGUAUUGUUACGCUCCGCUUUACAGAGGCUGCACGGCAUGUUCGCUGUUUACAAACCGCCCGGAGUUCACUGGAAACGGCUCCGAGACACCGUGGAAACCAAACUCUUGAAUGAACUCAAUACCUUGGAGCAACCAGUUGUUCGGCAGCAAAUCCGAUAUGUGCCAAGUGUAAUCAAGGAUGAGAACGGAAAUGAAACGCAUCUGACUGUAACCCGGGUCCCAGUGCUGGCUGAUCACCCUCGAGUUACAGGUCCAAGGUUUGUUGGUCUGAAGGUGGGGGCUGGUCACCGCCUGGAUUUGCAAUCCUCUGGUGUGCUGGUGCUGGGCGUUGGAAAUGGAAACAAGCAGCUAAACAGUCUCUACCACUGUCACCUGACCAAGGAAUACAUUGUAAAAGGCAGCUUUGGGACAGCGACUGAGGACUUCUCAAACACAGGCAGAGUGAUCGAGAGAACAACUUAUCAUCACAUCACACGGGACAGGCUAGAGCGUAUCAUUGCUGUGAUCCAGGGCAGCCACCAACGAGCACUGCUAACGUAUUCAGAUGUUGAUUUGAAAAGUCAAGAGGCCUAUGAACUUGCAUCCCGGGGUUUGUUACGGCCUGUGAAUAAAUCCCCUCCGAUCAUUACCGCUAUUCGAUGUGUACACUUCUCCCCUCCGAGCUUCACACUGGAGAUCCAGUGUCUGCACGAGACCCAGCAGUACCUGCGGAAUGUUGUCCACGAGAUGGGUUUGGAGCUAAAGUCGUCGGCAGUGUGUACUCAUGUCCGCCGCACACGUGAUGGGAUUUUCACAGUGGACAAUGCGUUGAUCAGGACACAGUGGGAUCUGCCGAGUAUACUGGCUGCAGUCCAGGCCAGCCGGCUGAAAGUAGAAGCCAAGCUGCACGAGAACAGCUGGAGACUCUCGGACUCCUCUGAGGAAGACACGUGCACAGGGGUCAAAGCCAGGGUCCUGGAGAAGGGAAAUCACUGUCCAGGACCCACACCAGUGGGGGACUGAUCUGGGACCAUGGCACAGAGUUCUCUCCUAGACUGCAGCAUGCUCAGUGUUCAUUUUGAAGCAGACAUCAGUCAGGCUGAUGUUAAAGGGGAACUGCAGGAUUUGUGUACAAGGAGGAACCAUAUUCUAGGACAAUGUCGCAAAACACUUUUUUUCUUUAAACAUAAAUCUGUGAACACUGAUGUUGAAAGAAUAAAGAGACAGCGCUAGGCCUGACAACAUGCAGUAAACCAAGAAACACUGCAGGUGGCAAUCAGGAGCCAACACUGGGAAGCAGCAGAAAAAUCAGUAAGUGAUUUUAUUGCAUGGGAACCAGCACUGAGCUACACACAGCUAACUGGGCUUACAGCAGAGUCUAAGGAGAAGGUGAGAAUGUCAGUCUUCUUUAAGAUAGAAAUGGGGAUGUUUUGCUUUUAGAUGGUAGAGUGUCAUCCUCAUGAGGUAUGGAGGUGCCGGUGUUGGACUGGGGUGGACAAGGUCAGAAAUCACACAACACCAGGUUAUAGUCCAACAGGUUCAUUUUGAAAACUCCAACCUUUGGAGCUUCACUCCUCCUUCAGGUGUUAGUGAGAGAGGUAGUAUCAGACAGAAUUUUUAAGUAAAAGAUUGAAAGGUCACACCACUGAUGAGGAUAUAUUAAACAAACCUAAGAUGCUGUUAAAUCUUUAAUCAGUUUAAAAAGUUUUAACUGAUUCAUAUGUAAAUCCCCAAAUUUCUUUCAAGUCACUACCCUGAGAGAACUGAAGUUUUACCAGUGUAAACAAGUGACAUUUUAGGUCAGACAAUGCAUGUUAGGUGUGUGGCCUUGUUUAGAUUCUGUUUGUGUUGUGGUUUGGAGUCAGACUAGUUUUAUUUCUAAAGUGGGAAUUUAUAAAAUGCCACAUUGACUGUAUAAAUACUGUGCUUUUUCAACAAAAUAGAAUGUAUCUGCAAAUACAAAUUCACCCCAUAGAUUCGGGAGUGAAAGAGAGAGAGGGGGAAGGGGGAGGCUUAUAGCCAAGUUCGUUACCAAUGAGGAUGGCCUCAACUGGGAUCUUGGGUUCAUGUCGCACUACAGGUGACCCCAUCCCCUGUACACACUCUCUCUCACACAGAUCCUCCCACACACGUGAAUGUAUGGUGUGAAUUUAUAUUUUCAGAUACAUUCUAUUUUGUUCACAAAGCACAAUUUAUAGACAGUCAGUCAAUAUGGUGUUUUUGUAAAUUCCUACUUUAGAAAUAAAACCAGUCUGACUCCAAACCAAAAUGCAAACAGAUUCUAAACAAGUCCUCACACCUAACGUGCAUUGUCUGACCUAAAUAUCACCGCUUCUUCACACUGAUAAAACCUUUCGUCCUCUCAGGAUAGUGACUUGAAAGGAAUUUGGGGAUUAGUAUAUACAUAAUCAUCAAUUAAAAACUUCUAACUGAUUAAGGAUAUAACAGCAUCUUAGGUUUGUUUAAUUUAUCCCUGUGAGCCUUUGAUCUUUUACUUAUAAAUUCUGUUGCUGAUACCACCUCUCUCACUAACACUUGAAUGAGGAGUGAGGCUCCAAAAGCUUGUAUUUUCAAAUAAACCUGUUGGACUGUAACGUGUGAUUGCUGACCUUCCUCACAACAAAGUCUGACUUCUUUCAGCUCAGAGGUGGAUAGAUGGGAAGGUGGAAUUAGGAACACAAAUAGAUCAGUCAUAAUAGUGGAAUGACACAGUAGGCUCAAGAGGCUUAAUAUAUAUUAUUAUCCUUUAUAAUAAUUUGAAAAAGAUAAAGUAUUCACAAAACAAGCCAGAGGCUGGGACCAGGUCACCUCACAGUCCAGUCAUGAGGCUACACUGUUUCUGGAAGAUGUUAUGCCUGAACAGGAGGGCUGGGGCUGGAGGUGUCAGUCCCUACCUCGUAGUCCAUCACUUCUGCUCUAAGCCUUCUUCACUGACAUAUGUAAAAGUUUUGGGUAUCAUAGGGUUGUUUCCACACAAUUAAAUUCACUCUUCUGUGUUCCCA